This is a messenger RNA of Schistosoma turkestanicum, 2699 nucleotides long. NCBI's taxonomy places the organism in Eukaryota, Metazoa, Platyhelminthes, Trematoda, Strigeidida, Schistosomatidae. The record is from the annotation of a GenBank genome assembly.
GCCUAAUCAAUGUCAUCAUGGUUAAGUGAUUUAGCUAAUAAAGCAGAGAAUUUCUUAAACACAUUGGAUAAUUCAGCUGCAGAAGUUUUCAAACCAAAUGAACAACAACAACAUGAAUAUCCGUACAAAUCAUUUCUUCGUAAUGAUGAUGCGGAUGCUGUUGCUGCCGCUACAAUCCAUGAUGAUUUAAACAAGACUAGUAGAUAUUAUGCAUUGGAUGAAGCGCCAUUAUCAAUUCGUACUUUGACCGAUGCUAAUCAUCAUCAUCAACCGAAUUCAUUAUUCACCAAUACAAGAUAUGAUAUGCCUGUGACAGUGAAAUCAUUGGAGAUGUUGACCGAUAUUAAUACUACUAAUACUACUACCAUUGGUAGUAGUAGUAGUACACUGGUUGAUUCAAUCAAUAACAACACUUUGUCAACGUCAUCGCCAUUAUCAUUGUCAUCUGUUCAAAACAAAAUAUCCAGAAAUAAAGAAUUGAAAUCUACCACAAAAUUAAACACUUUCAAACAGAAAUCCACAGAUUUAGACUUAUUGGAAUUUUUAAAUGAUAAUAAUAAUAAUGAUCAUACUCAAACAAAAAUUCAGAAUACAGAUCACUUGGUCAAUUCAUUCGAACAAAAAUCAAUAUUAUCGAUUAAUAGUAAUAACCUUGACGCAGAGUCAAAUAGUGGUUAUAUGACAACGUCUUUGUCGAGUAAACACUCUGGUUUGUCUAAUAAAUCAUCUAAGAAUGAAGAAAGUUCCACUGGAAUAACUGUCCACCACGAGCACGAGCAGCUGACUACUACUUCUACUGCUACUACUACUGGUCCACGUGAAGAUUCUUCUAAACAAUUACGUCCGCCAAAAUCUACACUGAUUGGUGAUUUACAGUUGGAGAAUAAACUUUUACGUAGUGAAGUUUCAUCGUUGAGUCAAGAAGUGUCUGAAUUAUUACGUCGGAAUCAUAAAGCUUCUGAAGAAAUUAAACAACUUAAUGGUCAAAUUGAUCAUUUGAACAGUGAAUUAAAAGAAUCUGAUCAACGUAUUCAUGAAUUAUCAAACAUAUCAACUAAUCAAAAAAGUGUGGAAUUAUUAGAAAGCACAAAAUUGAAACAAACUGAAAUUGAAUUAUCAAUUGUACAAAAUAAUUUAAAUUAUGUGACAUCACAAUUAGAGACAAAUAAAUUGACAAUUAAUAAUUUAGAAGCAAGUCUACAUGAAUCUCGUCAACAAAAUUCAAUUGCUGAGAAACGUAUUGAAUUAAUUCAAAAAGACAAUCAACGAUUGGCGCGUGAAUUAAUUGAAUACGAAGAGAAAGCCAAUCAUAUUUUAGCAAUGAAAGAACAAGUGAUUUCUUCAUUACGUAAUCAAAAUGUCACAACAGAACAAUUACAAACUACCCUUGAUAAUAAUGACUACAAUUCAGACAAUGAAUUGUUGAAUUCAAUACGUGCAGAAUGUGAUUUACUACGUGAAGAAUCAAUGCGACGACGUCAAGAAGUUGAACAGAAAGAAUUAGAAUUACAAGAAUCAUUAUUACAAUGGCAAGCGGAAAAAGAUUCAUUACGACGUCGUAUUGAAUUGUGUGAAGAACAAGCCGAACGUGAGAAACAACUUCGUAAAGAAGCCGAUCUUGAAUUAGUUCAUUCCAGACAAUCUAUCCAGGAAUUAGAAGAAACAUUCCAUGCCCAACAAUUGGAUCUACAGAAUAAAUUGAAAUCCACUGAAACGGAAUUAGUCAAAUUGAAACAAUUAUUAUUGUCGGAAUCAAAUGAGAAAUUAUCAAUACAGAAUAAUACAAUGCGUUCACCAUCUGCGUCAUGCUGUGACAAUAAUAGUAACACUGUCCUAUUAGAAUCACGUAUACGACAAUUAACUGAUAAUCUUUUAUCGAAACAAGAUGCAUUAGACUCAGUGUUAGCACAGAAUCAUGCAUUGAAAAUUCGACUUGAUCGUGUACUGACUGAUAAUGAAUCACUUAUUUCUGCUCUACCUAAUUAUGAUCAACAAUCAAUGUUAGAAAAUGGUCGAUCAUAUCAAUUUUCGAUGAAUAGUUAUGGUUGUCAUAGACUUAAUUUACAUGCUACACCAAUUCCGAAACAAUUUAAACCAUUCGCUUAUUAUAUUGACAAUUAUACUAUUCGCUUGGCUAAUACAUUACGUCGAUUUCCAUUAAUUCGUUUGGUUGUGAUGUUAUAUUUCCUAAUGGUUCAUUUAUCAUUGAUUAGUGUAUUUUUACUACCAAUGAAUAACAAUGAUAAAUUCCAUAGGGACAGUAGUAGUAUGACAAUCGUUGAUGCCAGCAGUAAGAGGGAUAGUGUUGGUAGUGGUAGUGGGAGUGGUAGAAUGGCUAUUGACAAUCCGCUUGGUUUAAAUAAAAUUUGAAUUGUAAAGCUUUCAUUCUUUGUUUUAUUUAUUCUCUUAUGCGUGCGUGCGCUCUCUAUCUCUCUGUGUGUGUGUGUGAAACGCACAAUUUGAACUGAUGUUUUCAAUCGGAUCCUAGUGUGCCUUCGUUUUUCUCAGUGUAAUUUUUAUUUCUGUGAUUCGGUAAUUUGUUUUUACCGACCUCUUCUUUUUUUUUUGAAAAAAAAAUUUCAUGAUAUUUAUAUGUUCUACUGAAAUCGAUAAAAAAGUAGUAUGUUGUUGUAUGGGAGGGUAGGCAUAAAUUGUGAUUUUUUUUCGUUUUCUUAUUUAUUCAAUAAAAACAGUUAGUC